AUGGAUGGGCUAUUAUCUCCAACUUCACCAACAUUCACAAUGUCUGCCGAGUCCUGCUCCAAGCCCUCCAACUUCGGCCGUGGCGCCUAUGACACCACUGGCCUCCCCAAGCCUCCUCCUCCUCAGCCUCAGUAA
Messenger RNA from Trichoderma gamsii, 135 nucleotides. RefSeq lists its product as hypothetical. The transcript has 2 exons. The record is from RefSeq and is a predicted model, not a curated record. NCBI's taxonomy places the organism in Eukaryota, Fungi, Ascomycota, Sordariomycetes, Hypocreales, Hypocreaceae. Bases 1 to 135 code for a protein of 44 amino acids.